Messenger RNA from Symphalangus syndactylus (siamang), 1235 nucleotides. It is a transcript of the gene PRCD, whose product is annotated as photoreceptor disc component. The record is from RefSeq and is a predicted model, not a curated record. Gene Ontology annotation, molecular function: opsin binding. Lineage: Eukaryota; Metazoa; Chordata; Mammalia; Primates; Hylobatidae. Gene Ontology annotation, cellular component: photoreceptor outer segment membrane.
ACAUUUGUUUAGACUGGUAGCUCCUUGCAAGCAAGGCCCAGUCUCAUCAGAUCGGGACUCCGAAUACGUGCUCAAUGCCACAGUGCACGCCUUGACCCUACCGCUGGAGGGGAGAACGUGGGCCCAGUGAGCUUAAUCAGUCCUCACAAGGUCGGGGCCGCUGACCCACUAAUCAGCUUGAGCCUCCUAAUCCAUCCCCAGCAGGAACCGCAGGACAGACGGCAGUGGCUCCUGAGAGAGCUGGCUGGGGCCAUUUUGGCCUCUCGCCUGUGGCCUUCUGCAGACUGGGUCUGGGAGGGGAUGGGGCAGCUGCGCCAUGUGCACCACCCUUUUCCUGCUCAGCACCCUGGCCAUGCUCUGGCGCCGCCGAUUUGCCAACCGAGUCCAACCAGAGCCCAGCGACGUGGAUGGGGCAGCUAGGGGCAGCAGCGUGGACGCGGACCCUCAGUCCUCAGGCAGGGAGAAAGAACCUCUGAAGUAAGCCCUCACCUCUGCAGGUGGGGCUCAGGCCCAGAGACUGGGAUCAGCUGGCUCAGGCAGCUCAGGUCCUGGUUCGUCCCCUAGCCCAGGAGGAUGCUGUGGGAGCUGAAGCAGCAGCAAGAGGGAGAAUGGGGGGAAGCAGCACUAGAGAAGUUCCCAGAGCUCAUCCUGUCACUGGCUGCUCUGCUGAAAUUAUCAAUAAGAAAUGCCAGUUGGAUCUGUGACAUAUCUGCCUGCAGCUGGAUGGGAGCAACGGACAGCUUGUCCUCCGAAUGUGUUUUCUUCCUUCAGCUCCUACUUAAUGGAAGCCUCGCAGAUGCAAGAUGGCUCCAGCAGGCCCAGCAUCACUUCUUCUCAGUGUCCCAAAGCCAGAAGAGAGGCUGUUGUUUUAAAAAGCAGGAAAACUUUCCUAAACUUGGCCAGAAUUGCAUCGCAGACCCUUUCCAAAACAAUUUCCAGCAAAGGGAAUAGACUUACCAUGUCUGGUACAGAUGAAUCAAGAUUUGCCAGUGGGGGCUAGGGAGGGGCUUGCCCUUGCUGAAGCAGACCCUUGCCCAGCAGCUGAACGGAGCCCAGGUUCACCGGAUGGAGGAAGAGACUGGCCGCUAACAGUGCCUGACAUACAGAUGUGCUUCCUGUGAUAUCGCUGCUGCCACUGUUCCAAAUGUCAGCAGUCAGCUGCCUGGGAUACUACCUACCUUCUUUUGUGUUCUUAUUAAUAAAAUUAAAGAUUGCUUUCUGGGUAGAGAAAUUAA